Molecule: messenger RNA, 2514 nt
Organism: Thalassophryne amazonica
Lineage: Eukaryota; Metazoa; Chordata; Actinopteri; Batrachoidiformes; Batrachoididae
Gene: hadhab
Product: hydroxyacyl-CoA dehydrogenase trifunctional multienzyme complex subunit alpha b
Exons: 20
Coding region: 51-2342 (763 amino acids)
Biological process (GO): fatty acid beta-oxidation
Cellular component (GO): mitochondrion; mitochondrial fatty acid beta-oxidation multienzyme complex
Molecular function (GO): enoyl-CoA hydratase activity; long-chain (3S)-3-hydroxyacyl-CoA dehydrogenase (NAD+) activity; NAD+ binding
Source: RefSeq, a predicted model, not a curated record
GAAGAAGAAGCCGGAGACGACGACGACUCCUGUUGACCUCCUCUUCCAAUAUGGCCGCUGUUAGAGCUCUCGGUGUUCUGUCCAGAUUAAAAUUAAGGAGCUGCAAAGUUUACACAGGUGAAACGUUUCGCACCUUCUCAGUAGCUUCUACAAUGCUCGCCCGGACCCAUGUGACCUAUGAAGUCAAAGGGGAUGUCGCUGUUGUUCGUCUUAAUGACCCAAAUUCCAAGGUAAACACCCUGUCGGUCCAAAUGCAAAAGGAGCUGACAGAAGUAAUGAGUGAUGUGUGGGCCAAUGAUGCUAUUCGUAGUGCUGUACUCAUCUCCUCCAAACCAGGAUGCUUCAUAGCAGGAGCUGAUAUUAAGAUGAUCGAGGCUUGUACAAGUGCAGAGGAGGUAACCAACCUUUCUCAGCAGGGGCAAAAGAUGUUUGAAAUGAUUGAAAAAUCCCCAAAGCCCAUUGUUGCUGCCAUAAAUGGUUCGUGUUUAGGAGGAGGUCUGGAGUUUGCAAUUGCAUGCCAGUACAGAAUUGCCACAAAGGACAAGAAAACAGUUCUGGGCACACCUGAAGUAAUGUUGGGUCUUUUACCUGGAGCAGGUGGUACUCAGAGACUCCCCAAAAUGGUUGGCCUGCCCAGUGCCUUUGAUAUGAUGCUCACAGGAAGAAACAUUCGUGCAGAUAAAGCCAAGAAGAUGGGGCUGGUUGAUCAACUAGUAGACCCGCUUGGACCUGGCCUAAAGAGUCCAGAAGAAAGAACAAUGGAUUUCCUUGAGGAAGUUGCCAUUGACUGUGCAAAAGGAAUCGUCAGUAAAACAAUCCCUCUUCAUAAAGCGAAAGGCAUUAUGCAGAAACUUCAGGACUACAUUAUGAGCUUUGAGUUCGUCCGGAAUCAAAUUUAUAAAACUGUUCAUGGUAAAGUUAUGAAGCAGAGCAAGGGACUUUAUCCAGCACCCCUGAAAAUCAUUGAAUGUGUGAAGACUGGUGUUGAACAAGGCCAUGAUGCUGGAUACUUGGCUGAAUCUCAGAAUUUUGGUCAGUUGGCAAAAACCCCAGAGUCUGCAGCAUUGACUGGCCUUUACCACGGUCAGGUUGCAUGCAAGAAGAACCAAUUUGGAGACCCUCAAAAAGAAGUGAAAACCCUUGCUAUCUUGGGUGCAGGUCUGAUGGGAGCAGGUAUUGCACAGGUGAGUGUGGACAAAGGUAUACACACAAUCCUAAAGGACACCACUGAAGCUGGACUAGCACGGGGACAGGAGCAGGUCUACAAAGGGCUCAAUGACAAGACCAAAAAGAAGAGCAUCACAUCCUUUGAGAGAGACUCUAUGUUGUCCAACUUGACUGGCCAGCUGGAUUACGCUGGCUUUGAGAAGGCCGACAUGGUUAUUGAGGCUGUGUUUGAAGAACUAAACAUCAAGCACAAAGUCCUGAAAGAAGUUGAGGCUGUUAUUUCUCCAGACUGCAUAUUUGCAAGCAACACUUCUAGUCUCCCCAUCAAGGAUAUUGCUGCUGCCAGCAAAAGACCAGACAAGGUGAUUGGAAUGCACUACUUCUCUCCAGUGGACAAGAUGCAACUUCUUGAGAUUAUAAUCACUGAUAAAACAUCAAAAGAUACAACAGCCUCUGCUGUGGCAGUUGGGCUGAAGCAGGGCAAAGUUAUCAUUGUUGUUGGGGAUGGUCCUGGUUUCUAUACAACAAGGUGUUUGGCUCCUGUGCUGGCUGAAGCAGUGAGAGUACUUCAGGAAGGCAUUGACCCUAAGAAACUGGAUUCCCUCACCACGAGCUUUGGGUUCCCUGUGGGUUCGGCCACUUUAACUGAUGAAGUUGGCAUUGAUGUUGCCGCCCAUGUUGCCGAGGAUCUUGGCAAAGCUUUCGGUUCUCGGUUUGGUGGCGGAAAUGUUGAGGUUCUAAAGACCAUGGUGGACUUAGGAUUCAAUGGCCGCAAAUCAGGCAAGGGUUGGUAUGUCUACCAGGCAGGUGUUAAAUCCAAAAAUGUCAAUCCAGAUAUUGAAGAAGUUCUCAAGAAAUACAAGCUGUCACCAAAUCCUGCUGUUUCAUCUGAUUCCGACAUACAGUACCGACUUGUGUCUCGCUUUGUUAACGAAGCUGUGCUGUGCUUGCAAGAGGGCAUUUUGAAGACGCCGUUGGAAGGAGACAUUGGUGCUGUGUUUGGGUUGGGAUUCCCCCCAUGCCUUGGAGGUCCUUUCCGGUUUGUCGACACAUUUGGCGCUGAUAAGUUGGUGGAGAAGAUGAGGAAAUAUGAAGCGGUCUAUGGGAAUCAGUUCACGCCAUGCCAACUGCUACUGGAUCACACAAAGGAUUCUAGCAAGAAAUUUCAUAAGUGAUCAGACGUGUGUGCAAUUAGCACUUAAAAUAUGUCACAUUAAAACAUUUGCAGUCAAGUCUGCGAAGGCUCUGCUCACCUUUGAAGGUUUCUUUGUGAUAAAUUGUUUGGAAAAAUUAAUUUAAGAAGUUAAUCCAUUGGAAUUGACUGAACAGCCUUCCAAUAGUUAAAAA